AUGCGGACUGAUGAAGAAAAGGCCUCAAAGGGCGCCGCGGACCAUGUCGAUGAUUUGAAGCAGGUUACUACCGCUUACGUUGAUGAGGAUGAAGAGUUCUCGCGCCAGCAGCAGCGCAAGAUCAUCCACCGCAUCGAUGCGCGGCUGGUCGUCAUUUGUGGUGUGGGAUACCUCGUCAGCUUGAUGGACAGGACCAACACCUCUGUGGCUGCCAUUGCUGGCAUGACCAAAGAUUUGGGUCUAAAGAUAGGAUUUAGAUACUCAAUUAUUGUCCUGCUGUUCUUCGUCACAUACAUCAUUGCUCAACCCAUAGCAACCGUAGCCAUCAGAAAAAUUGGCCCCAGAAUAUUCAUUUCCUUCAUUGUUUUCACAUGGGGUGUCAUUCUGAUAGGGUUUGGCUUUGUCAAAGAUUGGCAGCAAAUGGCUGGCCUGCGAGCACUGCUGGGUUUCCUCGAAGCUGGUUUCUUUCCGGGAACAGUAUACCUCCUGUCCACCUGGUACUGCCGACAUGAGGUCCAGAAGCGGUACUCGGUCUUCUACAUCCUCGGUGCAGUCGCCGGUUCUCUCUCCGGCAUCCUUGCAUUCGGCCUCAGCCAGAUGGAAGGUCUCCAGGGCAUCCGUGGCUGGAGAUGGAUCUUCAUCAUAGAGGGAGUGAUUUCCAUCCUCGUGGCUAUCCUCAGCUACAUCUUCCUAAUUGACUUCCCGGACCGAGCCUCCGGAGCAUGGGGAUUCCUAAACGAAAAGGAACUCGCCUUCGUCGUGAGACGAGUCAACCGUGACAGAGGAGACGUGCACGUCGAGCCUUUUACCCUGGGCAGAUUCCUCCGUCCAGCUCUCGACCUGAAGAUAUGGGGUUUCGCCCUGAUCUUCUUCUGCUCUACCACCGUAACCUACGCCAUAGCAUACUUCCUUCCCAUCAUCCUAGUGGACGGACUAGGCUUUGGCGUCGGCGAGUCCCAGUGUCUGAUUGCACCUCCCUACGCCUUUGCUGCCAUAGUGAUGUACACCUCUGCCUACGUUGCGGAUAAAUACCGUAUCCGCGCACCCGUCAUCGCAGUCAACUCGCUUAUUACGCUCAUCGGUCUGCCCAUGGUGGGAUUCGGCAAGGGCAGCGCCCUCCGCUACACCGGGGUCUUCCUCGCCACGGCCGGAGCGAAUGCAAACAUCCCUUCUGCCAUGGCAUAUCAGGCCAACAACAUUCGUGGCCAGUGGACCAGAGCCCUGGCCAGCGCUACACUCGUUGGCUUUGGAGGCAUCGGUGGCAUCGCGGGCAGUCUGGUGUUUAGAUCCCAGGAUGCGCCGGCAUAUAUACCCGGUAUCUGGGCUGCAAUCACGUAA
This is a messenger RNA of Trichophyton verrucosum HKI 0517, 1338 nucleotides long. Its product is annotated as MFS transporter, putative. NCBI's taxonomy places the organism in Eukaryota, Fungi, Ascomycota, Eurotiomycetes, Onygenales, Arthrodermataceae. The transcript has 7 exons. Gene Ontology annotation, molecular function: transmembrane transporter activity. Gene Ontology annotation, biological process: transmembrane transport. The coding region runs from base 1 to 1338 and encodes 445 amino acids. The record is from RefSeq and is a predicted model, not a curated record. Gene Ontology annotation, cellular component: membrane.